This is a messenger RNA of Stegastes partitus (bicolor damselfish), 1204 nucleotides long. RefSeq names its product lysozyme g-like. NCBI's taxonomy places the organism in Eukaryota, Metazoa, Chordata, Actinopteri, Pomacentridae. Gene Ontology annotation, biological process: defense response to Gram-positive bacterium; peptidoglycan catabolic process. The transcript is spliced from 5 exons. Bases 100 to 672 code for a protein of 190 amino acids. The record is from RefSeq and is a predicted model, not a curated record. Gene Ontology annotation, cellular component: extracellular region. Gene Ontology annotation, molecular function: lysozyme activity.
CGUUAUUUGUGUUUGCAGCACAGUCGAGGCAGACAGACGCUGCAUCAAGACCUCCUUUGUUCAAGUUUGAAGGGACCACCAGAGGAAGAAACAGGAAAAAUGGGUGCAGGUUAUGGAAACAUCAUGGAUGUUGAAACUACCGGAGCUUCACGUGAAACAGCUGAUCAGGACCGGCUGGACUGUGAGGGUGUGGAAGCAUCACACAAGAUGGCAAAGAUCGAUUAUGCCAGAAUGAAGAACUACAGGUCAAUAAUCAAACAAGUGGGAACUAAAUAUGACAUUGAGCCAGCUGUUAUUGCUGCCAUCAUCUCCAGAGGGUCCAGGGCUGGAAAUGUGCUUACGAACGGCUGGGGAGACAGCGGGAGAACCUGGGGACUGAUGCAGGUUGAUGUCAGUCCAGAUGGAGGUAGACACCCUAAAAAGGGUGACUGGAACAGCGAGGAACAUCUCUGCCAAGGCACCGAGAUCCUGAUUUAUUUUAUCGAUCGGAUCCGCAUCAAAUUUCCCAACUGGAACAGUGAGCAGCAGCUGAAAGGGGGGAUAGCAGCCUACAACACAGGGGACGGGCAAGUCAAGUCCUAUGAGAAAGUGGAUAAGAAAACAACAGGACGAGACUACUCCAACGACGUUGUUGCCAGAGCUCAGUGGUACAAAACCAAAGGUGGCUUUUAAUAGCUGCAGUAUUAUUAUAAAGUCUGGUCUAAGUGCCUGUACUUUGAUUAAACUUGGCUACUCCUUCACUCAUUUCAUUCAUUUUUUUUCUGUAUUAAACUGCACAUUUUGUCUCUUAAAUGCUUGUAUUCUUGUCAUAACUUGUCUUUUUUUUCAUCUUAGUCAAUCAGUUUGAAUUAUUCUAUAAAUAUAUGUGCACUUGUCUGUACUGGUUUGAAAUAAUUACUUAAUUUUUUGUUACGUUAUUACUUUAUUUCAUGUUUUUAAUGUUUUCUUUUUACUUUUGCUUUGUGUAUAAGAUGCUACAUAAAUAAUAAAUUAUUCAUUCAUUAAUUAAAUAAUUGCUUGCUUGCUUUUGCUGUGAAUUAUUAGCUGUUGGUGGUUUUAUGUGUUAGAAAAUCAAGACAAAGUUAAAUGUCUUCGAUGGUAAAUCUGUUCACUAUAGAGUGAAAAUAAAAGUUCAUCUGUGCAUCAACCUUGGACUUGUACAAUAUGUACAAACUACACAUGAAAUAAACACAAAGUAAAUGCA